AAAUUACCCUUGUUAAAUCAUCUGUUACUUUCAAAAAACUUCAAAAAUUUCGCAACUUUAACCUUUUUUUUCAUACCCUUCACUUGAAUUCGGCCUAUUUUUAACCAAUGACAAUGACACAAGAUUACUCCUUUUCCUAUGCUUUUGUGUUGCUUACAAAAGAGUUGUAGUUGAAGUACUAAAAUUUGAAUUUCAUCUGAGUUAUUUUUGCAGCUUUCCUUUUUUUGUCAUUUUUUGGAUUUAUUGUUUACACAAAAAUGUCUACUGGGGACUGCAGGUUAAGGUUAAUAAAUUUUUGUUUCCAAGGAAGUAUAACAGAAGAAAUCAUGGGGAGUUCAGUAACAGAUGAGAGUCAUGAUUUGGGUUAUGAAGCUUCAUCAUCAUCUUUCGAUCCCAACGAUCAAUCGACGAAUUCUCCAAUGAGCACUGCCUCUUUUAAUUACUGCAGAACUAGUUCAGAGAUGUCAACUGAUAGCUGCUCUGAGGCUGCGUCCCCGGUUAGGUGGAACCCGCCGAGGGCCGCUACCCCUCCUAUGGCUUCACCUUCUAGGCUUGGAAUGAAGAAGUACAUGUAUAGCAUUGAUUCAGGGCUUGAUGAAUUGGAGAUAAUAGAUUUAGAGCUUGAGAUUAUGAAAGAAAGAUUUUCAAAGCUUCUGCUGGGUGAAGACAUGUCAGGAGGCGGGAAAGGUGUAUGUACUGCGGUCACAAUCUCUAAUGCUAUUACUAAUCUCUAUGCUACAAUAUUUGGCAACGCUUUGAAGUUGGAACCUAUGAAACCGGAGAAGAAGAUGAUGUGGAAAAAAGAAAUGGAUUGUCUUCUCUCAGUUUGUGAUUACAUUGUGGAGUUUGUUCCUGAAGAUGGACAAGAUCUCGAGGCAAGUGAGUUACGGAGUUGUACAUUACAUUUCAUACAUUAUGACAGGAAAACUAAAAUUUCAUUACAUAUUAAAAUUUUGCAGGUAAUGUGUACGAGGCCAAGAACAGAUAUUCAAAUGAACUUACCUGCACUGAGGAAACUUGAUGGAAUGCUCAUGGACAUUCUGGACAGUUUCGAGGAGAAAGAAUUCUGGUAUGCUGAACAAGGCAAUGCAACUGUGAAUUCAUCGAGAACAACCUCAUUUAGGAAGGUUGUAACACGGAAAGAUGAGAAAUGGUGGCUGCCGAUCCCCUGUAUCCCACCGGGUGGUCUCCCUGAAAAUGGCAGGAAACAUUUAAAACAUCAGCGUGAUUGUGCAAAUCAGAUUCACAAAGCUGCCAUGGCCAUUAACAGUAAUACUCUCAAUGAGAUGGAAGUACCAGAAUCUUACAUUAUAGGCCUUCCAAAGAGUGGAAAAUCUUGCCUAGGAGAUGCAAUAUACAAAUACAUGUACAACGCAGAGUAUUUCUCCCCUGACCACCUCCUUGAUACAUUGAAGAUAAACUCGGAACAUGAAGCACUUGACCUUGCUGAUAGAGUAGAAGCUUCCAUGUACACAUGGAAGCGCAAAUCUGGAAUAACACAUUCGAGAUCUUGGAAUGUGAUGAAGGAUUACAAGUCGUCAGAGCCAGAUAGGAAUGACAAGAAUCACGUACUUGCAGAAAGAGCUGAAAGUUUGCUGUUUUUCUUGAAGCAUAGGUUCCCUGGACUAUCACAGACAACAUUAGACACAUGCAAAAUUCAAUACAAUAGGGACGUUGGGCAAGCAAUCUUAGAAAGCUACUCAAGGGUUCUGGAAGGUUUCGCGUUCAAUGUUGCUGCUUGGGUUGAUGAUGUACUCUCUGCAGACAGGUUGAUGAAAAACCAAGAACAGUAAGAGAACAUAAAAGACUUAUCUGAAGACCAAGAAUCUCCGCCUUUUUUGCAUCUUCACAGUACGCUAAACUCUCAUCACAGAGAACACAACAAGGCCAAGAAAUGAACACAGUUUUCAUAUGUGAUGAGCGUCAAAAUUAGCACAAAAGGUCUUUGCCGUUUAAGUCAAUUUAUUCAUCAAUGUAAAAUUGUGCAGCAAGAACUGCUAUAGCCUAGUAUGAUGUUCAACUGUGCAGCAAAAACUGCUAUGGCGGAGUUAUGUUCACAGAUGUAGCUUAUGAUUUUCAAGUUGCAAGUUGUGCAUAAGUUAAACCAUGCAACUUAUAGAUGAUACAAUCAAAGUCCAAAUGCACAAAUGAUCAAUUGGAGAAAAGGAUGUGCAGAGUUUUACAUUCUGUUCAACUCGGUAGUGAAGACAAUUUAAGUUCAAUUUUCAAA
This is a messenger RNA of Spinacia oleracea (spinach), 2230 nucleotides long. Its product is annotated as rop guanine nucleotide exchange factor 4. The transcript is spliced from 6 exons. NCBI's taxonomy places the organism in Eukaryota, Viridiplantae, Streptophyta, Magnoliopsida, Caryophyllales, Amaranthaceae. The record is from RefSeq and is a predicted model, not a curated record. Gene Ontology annotation, molecular function: guanyl-nucleotide exchange factor activity. Bases 258 to 1793 code for a protein of 511 amino acids.